AGCGAGAUGCUCUGCCUCUCUGCUAUAAAAGACUCUCCUGCGGACCUUCCCCUCACACCUCCUGGUGAGAAGGCGAUUCCACUGGUGACUUAUUGAGUUACACGCCGCCGUGUCUGUGUGUAGAAUGAACCUCCAAAUGUUCCCGCUGCUCGUGCUGGCCCUGGCCUGGGUGGAGCGGAGCCUGGCCUCCUGCGUGGUGGACAGCUUCACAGUCAAGGAGGACUUCGACCCUCAGAGGUACACGGGAAAGUGGUACGCUCUUCAGAAGAAGGACCCAGAAGGCCUGUUCCUGCAGGACAACAUCUCCGCUGAAUACACUGUUGGAGAUGACGGCUCCAUGGUGGCCUCCUCCAGGGGUCGGGUCACUCUGUUCGGGUUCUGGGUGGUGUGCGCCGACAUGGCUGCUCAGUACACCGUGCCAAACCCGGACAGCCCCGGCAAGAUGUUCAUGAACUACCAGGGACUGGCCAGCUACCUGUCCAGCGGAGGGGACAACUACUGGGUCAUCGACACCGACUACGACAACUACGCUAUCACCUACGCCUGCCGCAGCCUGAAGGAGGACGGCAGCUGCGACGACGGCUACGCCCUGGUCUUCUCCCGCAACCCCCGUGGCCUUCCCCCUCCCAUCCAGAAGAUCGUGCGCCAGAAGCAGGAGGAGAUCUGCAUGGCCGGACAGUUCCAGCCCGUGCAGCAGAACGGUGCUUGCUAAUCCACCACCACCAUCAUCAUCAUCUUCAUCAUCAUCAUCAUCGCCAUCAAGACACAGACAACAAAACUUGUCACAUGACACGUGUCAGUAUCAAUUGUACUUCCGCUGAAGUUCAACACCACACGUGUCGAGGAAAUAAAUUUUGUUAAGAAAACAGUGUUUUAUUCAUCUCCAUCUGAGGAUAAAAAAAGCACGACUUAAAAGCAGUAACUAAACAGAAAGUCAGCAAAUAUUUUCACAGAAGACAGAAGCUGACACCAGCCUCAGUCACACAUGUAUAAAACUGAAAAAAUGGAAUUGAAAAAAUGUACAAAGUAGAGAGCCACUGCUCAGGAUCACAU
Molecule: messenger RNA, 1053 nt
Organism: Synchiropus splendidus (mandarinfish)
Lineage: Eukaryota; Metazoa; Chordata; Actinopteri; Syngnathiformes; Callionymidae
Product: purpurin-like
Exons: 5
Coding region: 125-712 (195 amino acids)
Molecular function (GO): retinoid binding; retinol transmembrane transporter activity
Source: RefSeq, a predicted model, not a curated record